This is a messenger RNA of Nicotiana tabacum (common tobacco), 1741 nucleotides long. RefSeq lists its product as uncharacterized. The record is from RefSeq and is a predicted model, not a curated record. Gene Ontology annotation, molecular function: protein binding. NCBI's taxonomy places the organism in Eukaryota, Viridiplantae, Streptophyta, Magnoliopsida, Solanales, Solanaceae.
CUUCUCCUUCUAUUUCUCUGCUCCUUCCCCUUGCUUUUCCAAGUUCCUAUGGCUCCUCAAAACUCUUCCAUUUCUUUGUAGUAGCUCAAAAAUUCCUCCCAAAUUCUCAAAAAAUAGCAAAAUCAAUGGAAAACUACUCUUAUUCUUCAUACCCAGAUUCAGUAAAUUCAUCCCCACGUUCUCGUGAAAUUGACUGUGAAAACGCAUCAUGGGAUGAUCAACCUUCUUCCUAUAAGGUCAAGUUCAUGUGCAGCUAUGGCGGUAAAAUCCACCCUAGACCCCACGAUAACCAACUCGCCUAUGUCGGCGGUGAAACCAAAAUCCUCUCCGUUGAUCGUAAUAUCAGAUUCUCAAAUCUUAUUGCCAAACUUUCAUCUAUUUCCGACUGUGACGUUUGCUUUAAGUAUCAGUUACCUGGUGAGGAUCUUGAUGCUUUAAUUUCAGUAACUAAUGAUGAAGAUUUGGAACAUAUGAUGCUUGAAUAUGACCGGCUUUAUCGCGCUUCAGCUAAACCGGCUAGACUCCGGCUUUUUUUGUUCCCAAUGAAUACACCGGCGACAAGUACUUUCGGUUCUACUGACUCGAAACCUGAGAGUCAGUGGUUUGUUGAUGCUUUGAAUUCUGUUCAGUUACAGGACGUGAAUUCACCGACGGCUGUUUCGCCGGUGCCGGCCCCGGCGGGUACUCCUGAUUUUUUGUUUGGUUUAGAGAAAGGACAAACUCAACAACCUCCGCCGGUAAAGUUACAGGAUCCGGUUCCUCCGCCGUCGGUGCCGGAGGUUUUUGCAAAGGAAUUUCAUGCUGGUUCUGAUGACCGGCAUAUCAUCGGGGAUACUGUAAUUUCGCCCGCGGCGGCUGAUUAUCAGAGACAGAUUCAGGAAAUGCACAGGUUGCAGCAGCAUAUUUCGAACCACGAACAAGCUAUGUACAACAGAAAGGUUGAUGAAUUUUAUCAGCAAAAGGGUCCUCCUCCGCCGCCUCAACAGACGGUGCCGGUGAAAAAUCCGGCGACGUUUUGGCCGGAACGGCAUAUGACAAGUGGACCUUACCAAACAACAGCAGUUCAAACUGAGCAACCUGUAUACAUAGUUCAAACACCCGCUGGGGUUUAUCAAACUCCGGCGAUGCGACCGGUGACUAACCAAUUGGGUGGUCAGGCUUAUUACGGCAUGCAGCGCGUGAUGCCGGAGGUAUACCGGGAACAGCCGGUGUACGGCGGAGUUCCGCCACAGCCAACAAUUCAACAGCCGAAGAUGGUAGGAGCUUACACGUCUGAAAAUAUGGGGAUGGUGCGGCCACACGCGCCGGCGGAGCCUACGUAUACACAAGUUGGGUAUGAUAGUGUAGGGAGACAGGUGUAUUAUACUGCACCAGCAGGUGUUAUGCAACAGCCAAUGCAGCAUCCUGCGGCGGCUGCUGCUGCCGCUGCAGCGGCGGUGGACGGGAGGCAGAGUGGUGGCGCGUUGAAUCCAGAUGGUAGAAUUGUUGGCAAGCCUUGAAUCUUAUCCUUCUAUUUCUUUGUUGUUUUUAAGUUCAUUUUUAAGGGAAUAUAGGAUUUUGUGAACUUUGCGGAGGGCUAUGGUUGUGUGCUUAGUUUUGUUCUGAAAUAUUUAUGUACUAAUGUUUUGUGGGAUUGGGAUAUCAGAUGUGCAAGUGGAAAAAAUUAGUAACUAAUGUUGAUUAAGUACGAAUCUAAACCAUGUUCAAGAAGCAAUGAUCAUUUGGAUUAAUUGUUAAUUUA